Messenger RNA from Kazachstania africana CBS 2517, 573 nucleotides. RefSeq names its product pyridoxal 5'-phosphate synthase. The record is from RefSeq and is a predicted model, not a curated record. Gene Ontology annotation, cellular component: cytoplasm; nucleus. The transcript has a single exon. Bases 1 to 573 code for a protein of 190 amino acids. Lineage: Eukaryota; Fungi; Ascomycota; Saccharomycetes; Saccharomycetales; Saccharomycetaceae.
AUGUCAACUGUUGACAAAUUUCCACGAGGAUUGAUAGAUCUGAUAAAAGUCUCUAAGUAUGUCCACGUAGCAACAUGCUCAAGUAGUUGUGUCCCUUCUGUUUCCUUAAUGAAUUACAUUUAUAUAUCUUCGAGCGAUAGUUUUGACCCAACAGAUAACAACGAUUAUGUAAUAUUUGCAACUUCACGCCAUUCUGAAAAAUACGAAAAUAUGCUGGCAAAUCCAACAAUAUCGCUCCUGUUCCAUGAUUGGUUGGCUGCUAAUAGUCUUACACCUAAGAAAGCCACUGCGCCAUCGCCGUCCUCACCAAGCUCUAGUAAUAAUGCGAGAUUUGUCAAUCUAUUACAAGAUCUCACUGAAGGUGAAUUGAACCAAAUAAGCGCAAGCAUCAGAGGGGUAGCUGAAAUCAUAAAUCCUCUGGGUCAAGAGUCAAAAUAUUACAAAAGGCUUCUGCUACGAGCAAAUCCAGAUGCUGAUGUCUUUAUUCUAGGAUCUGAUACCGUUUUAAUCAAAGUAAAAAUGAGAAGCGCAAAAGUGUCUGAUAUUGAUAAUAAUACAAAUAUAUAUAUAUAA